This is a messenger RNA of Zophobas morio, 1045 nucleotides long. Its product is annotated as glycogen synthase kinase-3-like. Gene Ontology annotation, biological process: signal transduction; protein phosphorylation. Gene Ontology annotation, molecular function: protein serine/threonine kinase activity; ATP binding. The transcript has 8 exons. The record is from RefSeq and is a predicted model, not a curated record. Gene Ontology annotation, cellular component: cytoplasm. Bases 20 to 1033 code for a protein of 337 amino acids. Lineage: Eukaryota; Metazoa; Arthropoda; Insecta; Coleoptera; Tenebrionidae.
GAGACAAAGCAAAUUGUAAAUGGAACACCAUCUAUUAAAAAAUGUAGACGCUGGAAUAAAGAAGGUGAAAGCUACCUCUUCAGCUGGACAAGUUGCUGAAAUUGAGUAUAACGAAAUAAAAGUUGCAGGAGUUGGCUCUUUUGGCGUCGUGAAGCAGGUAAAAUUUACUGGAAGAUCUGAGUUUUUUGCCAUCAAAAGUGUUUUACAGAACACAAAAUACCGAAAUAGAGAACUGCAGCUGGUUAAAGAACUAAGGCAUCCAAACAUAAUCAAGAUGGAAUACUUUUUUUUUACGAAUGUUGAAGAUAAAAUUUUCUUAAAUCUUGUUAUGGAGUACGUUCCAACCACAGUUGCAAAUGUUUGUCAAUUUUAUUUAAAAAAAGGAGAACAGAUGCCCUUAAUUCUUAGUAAAUUAUACAUCUACCAAUUAUUUAGUUCGCUCGCUUACCUGCAUUCUCUGGGGAUUUGCCAUAGAGACGUUAAACCGCAAAACUUAUUAGUGGAUCUAAAAACUGGAAUCUUGAAACUUUGCGAUUUCGGCAGUGCCAAGUUAUUAGUGGAGGGAGAGCCCAGCAUUUCUUACAUCUGCUCUCGCUACUACCGAGCUCCUGAAUUACUUUUUGAUGCCAAUGACUACACGACGGCGGUGGACAACUGGUCUGCUGGUUGCGUGUUUGGGGAAAUGCUCGUGGGCCGACCACUUUUCGCAGGAGAAACGACUGUUAAGCAGUUGCUGGGCAUCACAAAGAUCUUGGGUACGCCUACCUCAGAGGACAUGAUUUCUAUGAAUCCUUCUUACGCGGAUUUCGCUGGUUUGGAAGUGCGGAAGGGCUCUUGGACUGAGAUUUUAAAAUUUGUUGAAAUUGAAGAGGACACUUUUGAAUUUUUAAAAAGUCUUUUAAAGUAUAAUCCUCUAAAGCGGCUGUCAGCGAAGAUGGCGCUGGAGUCAACUUUUUUUAGUGAGUUGUUUGAUCCCUCUACCAAACUUCCUUGCGGAAAUCCAAUACCAGAAUUACUUCAGAACAAUAUUUGAAUGUGGUGCUGA